This is a messenger RNA of Paramecium octaurelia, 457 nucleotides long. The record is from the annotation of a GenBank genome assembly. NCBI's taxonomy places the organism in Eukaryota, Ciliophora, Oligohymenophorea, Peniculida, Parameciidae.
UAAAUAAUGGCUUUGUGGAAAGUAUUUUAGAAAGCAGGGCAACGAUCUACAAUGCCUGCAGCAUUCAAAGAGGGAUUAUUUGAGAAACCAGGAGAGUUCUAAUACAAAGUGAAAAACAUAGCAAUAAGCUACGAAACAGCUUCUUGGAUGCUCAGAGAAGGUAUUGUAGAAUACAAUCCAAAUAAAUGGGGAUAUGUGUUAAGUAAAUCUCACAGAGACUUCAAUGAUUAUUGGACUAGAAGUAAGAAUAAUAAAAUAAAUGUAGCUAUGUUUACAAGAUGUGGUUUAUUUUUAACAGGAUGUUGGCUAUUUAGUUGUUUAUACACGAAACCAAGAUUCGAUUGGCAAGAUUAUCACGAUCCUAAAUUUGAAUAGAAGACAUAUGGUGACUUAGAAGAAGGAGGAGAUGAAGGUGGAGAUGAUGAUUGAAGGAAUCAAGAUAUAAAAAUACAAUAAA